ACUCCMAAACCAGGAAGAACAAAAUCGACUUCUCCUUCCGCAGCUGAAAAGCGUUUAUCUGCUCCUCAAAUGCUCAGCAGAUAUUAGUUCCUCGGAUAUUUAGCAAGGUCGAUGCUAAUUGUGCUCCAGUUGCGCAUCGUGCUUCUCUCUUGAUAAAAUGUCUUACGACAGAGAAAGUUCCUGGAUGUUUGUUGGAGCUGCAGUGUUGGUCGUGYUGCUGCUGGAUGCUGCAGUUUGUGUUCAGGCCAACAAGAACUUUGAGGAUGUUCGCUGCAAGUGCAUCUGCCCGCCAUACAGAAACAACAGUGGACACAUCUACAACAAAAAUGUCACCCAGAAAGAUUGUACUUGCCUCCAUGUAGUGGAGCCCAUGCCGGUUCCUGGCCAUGAUGUGGAAGCUUACUGUUUGCUGUGUGAGUGCAAGUAUGAAGAGCGGAGCAGCACCACCAUAAAGGUAACCAUCAUUAUCUACCUAUCCGUCGUGGGGGCACUGAUUCUCUACAUGCUGUUUCUGCUGCUGGUUGAUCCUCUCAUUCGCAAACACGACCCCUACACUCAGCCUCUGCACAACGAGGAAGACUCUGAGGAGAUGCGUCCGCGUGCCGAGAGCGGAGCAGCCAGAGGAAACACCGUUCUGGAGCGGGUGGAAGGUGCACAGCAGCGCUGGAAGAAGCAGGUGCAGGAACAGCGCAAGACUGUUUUUGACCGCCACAAGUUGUUGAGUUAAGCUUGUCUGAAGCAGGUUUGGUGGGUUUGAUCUUUUCUGGGCUUCAGUGCUUUUACACUGUCACCAGCCACACCAUUACAGACCUGGCUGUCACUGAUGUGCAUCAACGCCCCUGCUGCUUCCUCACGUUUAAAACAUUUCAACACACUUCUCUCACAAACCAGUAUCAAGUUUAAAAUAUUCAAAUAUGAGACAAUUCUUGUGACAUAUUCUAAAGUUGCAACUGUGAAAAAAAGUGUGCUCUUUUAUGAGUAAACAUUUUCAAACAGUUUUAGGGAAGAGCAGUGCUGCAGCCUUAGAAUGUCUUUUAAAAUCAAUGUUGGCUUGUAAAUAUGUUUUGCAUGAUUCAUAAUGUUAGCUCAAAAGAGAGUACACUGAUCAGCUUGCUUAUGUUGUCAGCCAUUCCUUAAUUAUUGGUUUAGCUGUAAUCAUUUGUUGCUGUAUAAACUCAGGCAUAUUCAAAUUUUGCACUAAAUAUCAUUUAUUUURAAAUUAUUCAUUUAAACUUUUUGUUAUCACUACCUUUGUACUUCAAACUGUGCCUUUUUGCGAGAAAAUGUAUUUCACCAAACUAAAGUUAAAAUGCAUGAAGCCAAGAAAUUAGAUUUUUUUUUUUUUUUUUUAAUUCGGAUGCUUGUAUUCAUAUAAAAAAUGUCCAUUUAAAAUUUACUUAGCAAAGAGGUUUGUUUAUUUGUUGACUAUUGGGCCACAUUUCUGUUUUUUAUUUUGCUCUUAAAAUUGAAGCACUUUACAUAUGAAGAGAACCAUCUUGAUUUGUGUCAAAUUUCUGCUGCAGGAAAAUGAAAUCUGUCACAAACCUGACAGCCUGGUUUCAUGUGUCAKAAUCAAAGUGCUUCAAUGAUAUCAAAUGUUCUUAUGAACCAAAGCCAUCGGUCUGGGGAUCAUUUUUCUGUCAGAGAAACAGUGACUCGUUGCUUCAUGCAGUGUGAUCUGGUUGUGUUGACUGUAAUUAUUUUAUUUAAUAUUUAUGUUUGAUUGUUAAGUUGUUUGAAAGAAUCACAAAACCGUUGUGAUGUUUAUUAGAUGGUUGCAGGAUAAGCUGCAGAAAAUUUCAUGUACAGUUUGACCUCUAAAGUAAGAAAAAU
Molecule: messenger RNA, 1833 nt
Organism: Austrofundulus limnaeus
Lineage: Eukaryota; Metazoa; Chordata; Actinopteri; Cyprinodontiformes; Rivulidae
Gene: tmem9
Product: transmembrane protein 9
Exons: 6
Coding region: 158-727 (189 amino acids)
Cellular component (GO): lysosomal membrane
Source: RefSeq, a predicted model, not a curated record